This is a messenger RNA of Alnus glutinosa, 673 nucleotides long. RefSeq lists its product as uncharacterized. The record is from RefSeq and is a predicted model, not a curated record. Bases 68 to 673 code for a protein of 201 amino acids. The transcript is spliced from 4 exons. NCBI's taxonomy places the organism in Eukaryota, Viridiplantae, Streptophyta, Magnoliopsida, Fagales, Betulaceae.
UGUGAAGACGCACACAAGGAAAGACGGCACUUACCUGAACGAGCGGACACGGGACCUAUGCGAGCGGAUGACACAGAGUUUGUCCACUGAUCCUGCUGCCUCGGACCCCGUCUCAUCAGAUACGGUGCGUUGGGCACCUGGCGACGCGUACGAGCAAGCGGUUGGGCGACCCGAGUAUGCGGGUAGGGUUCGGCAGGUUGGGCCGAACGUUACUCCUGUUCGCGGGACUUGUUUCUCGUAUAGGGACCGCACACGGGGGGGACCGGCCGAGGGCACGUCUCAGGAUUGGGCUGCUCAUAAAAUUGCGGAGUUGGAGGGCAUAGUGCAGGCCGAGAGAGAGCGGGCUGACAGCAUGGAGCAGCGCAUACGACAGUUUGAUGCUAUGGAGCAGCGCAUGCGACAUUUUGAUGCUAUGGAGCAGCGCAUGCGACAUUUUGAGGCCUUCAUGUCCUCUACAGGAUUAUCGUUCGUAUGCCCUGGUGCUCAGCAGUCUUCACCCGCACACGUAGGUAGUACGUCAUCUGUUAGUAGUGCGCCUGCAGGUAAUGCGACAACGGUUGGUUCGUUGUCGCCUUCUGGACAAUUGCUGAGCCAACAAUCCCCUCUCGGGACUCCAUCGCCCGUUACACCAUCUCUUGCGGGACAAUCGACAAUUGGCGAGGGUGUAGAAUAA